Messenger RNA from Aspergillus clavatus NRRL 1, 1029 nucleotides. RefSeq names its product putative integral membrane protein. The transcript is spliced from 5 exons. NCBI's taxonomy places the organism in Eukaryota, Fungi, Ascomycota, Eurotiomycetes, Eurotiales, Aspergillaceae. The coding region runs from base 1 to 1029 and encodes 342 amino acids. The record is from RefSeq and is a predicted model, not a curated record.
AUGGAUUUUACUCCUCCACCCGAUGUCGAUCUGUCGGAGAACCGCCAGGCGAAUCUCUAUGGCGCAUAUUCGUCCACGUUUGGCCUCGCCGUCGUCGCCGUGGUGCUGCGGGUGCUGUGUCGCACUCGAGUAUCCCGAGUCGGGCUGUGGUGGGAUGACCAUUUAAUCAUUGUCGCUCUGGCUAUGGCAACAGGCACCUAUAUCGACAUGAUGCUCUGGGUCUGGCGAGGCGUAGGGACACACAUCUUUCCCCUCGGGAUGACUGGGUUCUCGCGAUUCUUCGUCAAUCUCUUCGUCUGCGAGAUCCUCUACACCCUGUCGAUCUGCUUCACCAAAUACUCCAUCCUCAUGUUCUACUGGCGCAUCUUCAAGACCACCAACAUCCGCAUCCCGAUCUAUAUCAUCGCUGUGCUGGUCACGGGCUGGGGCCUGGGGGUCAUCCUGACUACCGUCUUCCAAUGCAUCCCCAUCCGCGCGUUCUGGGAUAUCGAGUUGCAGGCCACCGCCAAAUGCGGUGUCGUCGUGAACAAUUUCUUCAUCGGCAACGCCGUCCCCAAUAUCAUCACCGACUGGGCGCUGUUGAUCCUGCCCAUGCCGUAUAUCUGGAAGCUGCACCGCAACACAACGCAGAAGAUCGCCAUAUGCAGCGUGUUUAUCCUCGGAGGAUUUAUCUGCAUCAUCUCUAUCGUGCGUCUCGUCGUCAUGUUGAACGCCUACAAAGCCCCGUCGAUUGAUGUGACAUGGGUGUUUAUCGGUCCCUCCGCGUGGACGGCCGUUGAGACAAACAUUGGCAUUGUUUCUGCGUGUCUCCCCUCGUUACGACCCCUACUACUCAUCUUCAAGCGAGAGACCAGCACAAGAGAAUACGAGUACAACAAGACGUCUCGCCAAGGUCCGCGCUCGUACGGACCCUUGGUGUCUAAUGGCAGGCGAACGAAGCGCGGCGCGCUGGAAACUGAAUCCGAAGUGCACCUGUCGAGGAUUGGGGUGACGACGACGGUGGAUGUCGAGGAAUCGUAUCGUUACUAA